UCAAGGAUAAACUGGACCACACUCGUCUUACGACAGAGCCGUCGCCGCUUCACAAGUAUAUAAGUCCCGGCGUGUGGGCGUCAGCAGCACAGCAGCCCUCGACAACAUGAAGUUUGUGAUCCUCGCCGCCGUGGCCGCCGUGGCCCUCGCCGCCCCCGACAGGACCUACGGCCCGCCAAGGAGGACCUACGACGCCUCGGGUUCCCAAGAAUCCGCGGAGAUCCUCAAGCACGACUUCGUCCUCGAGGAAGACGGCAGGUACAACCUGGAGGUGGAGACCAGCAACGGCAUCUCCGUGGCCCAGCACGGCAGCCCCGAUGGCCCCGAGGGCGCCGUGGUCUCCGGCGGAUCAUACUCCUACACCGCCCCUGACGGCACUCCCGUCCACGUCAAGUUCGUCGCUGACGGCAACGGCUACCAGCCCGAGUCUAACCUGCUGCCCGUGGCCCCCGAGUUCCCCCACCCCAUCCCCCAGUUCGUGCUGGACCAGAUCGCCAAGGCCGCCGAGGAGGACAGGAGGUCCAGCAGUCAGAGGGGCUACGACUAAACUCAACUCACUGACCACCUGAUUCAUGGAGAGACUUUUGGCCUCGCUGACAGCACACUCAUCGUCCACUGUGAAGUUUGUAGCUUUAUGCUACAACGAAACCAAAACUGUGUAACAUAUUUAUUUGUUUAUUUAUGAAAAUACAAAUUGUC
This is a messenger RNA of Eriocheir sinensis (Chinese mitten crab), 699 nucleotides long. RefSeq names its product cuticle protein AM1159-like. Gene Ontology annotation, cellular component: chitin-based extracellular matrix. The record is from RefSeq and is a predicted model, not a curated record. The coding region runs from base 107 to 547 and encodes 146 amino acids. NCBI's taxonomy places the organism in Eukaryota, Metazoa, Arthropoda, Malacostraca, Decapoda, Varunidae. Gene Ontology annotation, molecular function: structural constituent of chitin-based larval cuticle. The transcript is spliced from 3 exons.